CCAGCGUCAACACUCUACACUUCCGUUCCAACCGUCAAACAAAUCAAGACUCGACCGAGAAAAAAAAAUGUCCAAAAACAUCCUCGCCAUCCUCCCUGCAACAAGCACCCAAGGCCUCUCUCUUGCCAUGCAUAUCCUCUCCUCCCCUUCCCUCUCCAGCAAGUACACCAUCCGCGCUCUGGCCCGCAACCCCUCGCACCCCUCGCUCCUCCCCCUCUCCACCCAAGGCGUCGACACGGCUUACGCCGACAUGUCCGUCCCAUCCUCCCUCACCUCCGCGCUAGCAGGUGUAUCGCACCUCUACCUCGCGACCCUCACCACCCCCAACUACAGCCAAACCCGCGCCACCGAAAUCCAACAAGUCAAAACCGUCUGCGCCGCCGCCCUCGCCGCGGGGGUGCAAUAUAUAGUGUUUAGCUCCAUGUCGCACCCGCUCUCCCUGUCUUUUGGUAAACUCAGGAACGUGGACCACUUCGACGUCAAGGCCGAGUGCGAAUUGUAUAUUCGCAGACUACCGCUGCGGAGUGCGUUUGUGGCGCCGGCGAGUUUUAUGCAGAAUCUAACUGGUGUGACGAGGCCGCGGUUGGCAACCGGCGAGGGAGAAAGGGAAAAGGGCGUGUACGAAAUGCCCAGCAUACUUCCUUCCGACACAAAAGUACCGUAUAUUGAUAUUACCGAGGUGGGAAAAUGGAUCGGAGCUGUUUUUGAGGAUCCGGAUAGGUUUGCGGGUAGGACGUUGAUGGCAGCCGAGGCGUUUUAUACACCCCAACAGGUUGCGCGGAUUGUGGCAAAGGUUACGGGCAAGGAAGUGAGGCAUGUGCAGGUGGGGGAUGAGGUUAUGAAAGGGCGGUUGCACGAGGGGAUUAGGGAGCAGUUGUAUGAGAUGAAUGUGCUGUUUAGGGAUUAUGGGUAUUUUGGGGAGGGAGAGGAGGACGAGGUUGCGUGGGCGAGGGCGCAGGUUAAGGGCGAGGUGACGGGGUUGGAGGAGUUCUUGAGGAGGAUAGAGUAUAAGCUUGAGUGA
This is a messenger RNA of Bipolaris sorokiniana ND90Pr, 1021 nucleotides long. RefSeq lists its product as uncharacterized. The transcript has a single exon. NCBI's taxonomy places the organism in Eukaryota, Fungi, Ascomycota, Dothideomycetes, Pleosporales, Pleosporaceae. The coding region runs from base 68 to 1021 and encodes 317 amino acids. The record is from RefSeq and is a predicted model, not a curated record.